AUGACGCUUCUAUCUAAACCAAGCUUCUCACUGGAAGAUGUACGAAACACCAUCGAAACUUACAUCAAAGGACUUGCAGAUGAGCUUUAUACUUUGAACAAGCUGAUCCAUGACGAACCAGAAAUAGCCUUCCAAGAAAUCAAAGCCCAAACUCGGAUCUCCGAUUUCCUCGAGAAACAAGGCCACUCCGUCCAACGAGGCGCUUACGAUCUUCCUACAUCCUUUGAGUCUACAUAUGGCUCCAAAGGCAGACAUGUAAACUUCAACGCAGAAUACGAUGCUCUUCCUGGCCUCGGUCAUGCUUGUGGUCAUAACUUGAUCGCAACGGCGAGCAUUGCUGCGUAUCUAGCUUUAACACAUGCUUUAGCAAAGUAUGGUGUUGAUGGGAGAGCGCAGUUACUUGGUACGCCAGCUGAGGAAGAUGGUGGAGGAAAGAUUCUUCUUCUCAAUGCAAAGGCUUAUGAUAAGGCCGAUCUAUCUUUGAUGAUUCAUCCUUUUGUAGAAGACCAAUUUCGCCCAAGCGGUACAAUAGGAUCAGCCGGCCAAAGCAGCAUCGCAAUCGUUGACCUAAUCGCCGAAUUCCGCGGCAUAAGCGCCCACGCUUCUGGAAAUCCGUGGGACGGAAUAAACGCCCUCGAUGCAUUAGUAGCCUCAUACAAUAAUAUCUCAAUGCUACGACAGCAGAUAAAGCCAGAUGAGCGUAUCCACGGAUGCAUUCUUCAAGCACCAAAGAUCACCAAUGCGAUACCAGAAUAUACAAAGGUCAAGUUCUCGAUUCGAAGUCCCAAAAUGAACUCUUUGAAGAAGUUGAGUCAACGCGUGCGGCAUUGUCUCGAAGCUGGUGGUUUGGCGACAGGUUGUGAGGUUGAGAUAACUGAGGAUUUGGCGUAUGCUGAUCUUUGGGUCAAUGAUCCUCUCUGCUCCCUUUUCAAGAACCACAUGGAUUCACUCGGCGUUCUGCUGUCUCAAGGAAGUCAAACCGAGAAUAUCGGUGGUUCGACAGAUAUGGGGAAUGUUAGCCAGGUUAUCCCUGGUUUGCAUGCUAUUAUCGGGAUCAAAGCACCAAAGGGCACGUUCCCUCACAAUCAUGCUUUCGCUGAGGCUGCUGGUACUAAGGAGGCUCAUUUGAGGAUUCUUGAAGCUGCGAAGGGAAUGGCUUUGACGGCAUGGUCUGCUAUUGUUGAUGAUAAGGUAUUUGCUGAGAUUCAGGACCAUUUUGACAAGAUGAAGAAGACAAAUGAGCAUUUGAAUCUAUGA
Fusarium redolens is the source of this 1257-nucleotide messenger RNA. RefSeq lists its product as uncharacterized. The coding region runs from base 1 to 1257 and encodes 418 amino acids. Gene Ontology annotation, molecular function: dipeptidase activity. Lineage: Eukaryota; Fungi; Ascomycota; Sordariomycetes; Hypocreales; Nectriaceae. The record is from RefSeq and is a predicted model, not a curated record. The transcript has 3 exons.